AUGAGCCGCAAUGCCAAGUGUGCAAAAUCCCCAGCAAUGGCUGAUGCAUAUGAGCCACUGAAUGGCUCUGAGAUCAUGGAGCUCAGGAAGCACUUGCUCCCAUGUCGUGUGCACGUGGCCAGCUUGCUUUCAGAGCUAGACCCCCAUGGACUUUUGCCGACCGGAUCUAUGUCCGAUGCCUCGAAGCGUGGCCGUGACCUUGAUUGGGAUGUGAUCGAGGAGUUGGUUGAAGAAGGAAUCCCAAGGGCUGUGGCCGAGGCUGGUCACAUUGACCAUGGAGAAGUGAAGAAGUUGCCGAGCGAUGUCGCCUCCUUUGAACAGCGGGGAAAGACCAAAGUCACCAUGAAGAAGUAUGCCGACAAUGGCUACACCUUCAAGAGCAUCGUGAAGGCCAGCUACACGGAUUCUGAAGUGACCCAGUACUUGAGCUGGAUCCUCAAGACCUAUGCUGGAAAGUCGAUUAGCUCGCAAGGUCCUGACUUGGCCGCCUACUUGGAGUACAUGGAUCGGUCGAUGACUAUGAAUUCCGCUUCCCGCUUCCGUUGGCUGUGCCUCUACGAGGGGCCCCUUGGUAGCCAUGACACUCGCUGCCCUCGCGAUGGGAUGAGAAAAGAGUGCGCCUAG
Messenger RNA from Durusdinium trenchii, 624 nucleotides. NCBI's taxonomy places the organism in Eukaryota, Dinophyceae, Suessiales, Symbiodiniaceae. The record is from the annotation of a GenBank genome assembly.